Messenger RNA from Vicia faba (fava bean), 279 nucleotides. Lineage: Eukaryota; Viridiplantae; Streptophyta; Magnoliopsida; Fabales; Fabaceae. The record is from the annotation of a GenBank genome assembly.
AUGGAAAACUGCGAUGAUUUUGAUUCCAAUGACGUUCAUUCCACUGAUGGUGAUACAUCUGAUGUUGAAUCGAAUGAUGCUAAGAAUGACAAAUAUUCAGUAUCUAGUGGGCAUCAAAGUUCAAAUGACAGUGAUGAUGAUGAUAAUAUUCAUAAUGAUGAUUUGGUUGAAGUAGAUGCAAUUGUAGAGGAUAAAUUGGUGAGUAUUAAUUCCAUUGCUUUUGAUGAAAUUUGUGCUAUGGAAUUGGGUACUGUUAAUGAAGCUUAUGAAUUUUAUUAG